This is a messenger RNA of Uloborus diversus, 2767 nucleotides long. It is a transcript of the gene Hr39, whose product is annotated as nuclear hormone receptor FTZ-F1 beta-like. Gene Ontology annotation, biological process: regulation of transcription by RNA polymerase II; tissue development; hormone-mediated signaling pathway. Gene Ontology annotation, cellular component: RNA polymerase II transcription regulator complex. Lineage: Eukaryota; Metazoa; Arthropoda; Arachnida; Araneae; Uloboridae. Gene Ontology annotation, molecular function: nuclear receptor activity; RNA polymerase II cis-regulatory region sequence-specific DNA binding; zinc ion binding. The record is from RefSeq and is a predicted model, not a curated record.
AUGACAAUGGACAAGGUGACGUUUCUCGGCGAGCACCGAGACGGCAGCAACCCCCCUCCCCCUCCAACGUCUUCCCCUCCCCGCCCCGGUGAGCAUAAAAUGUUUCCCAAGUCGGAACAUGAUGUGGAAGAAGAGGAAGAUGUGGAAGUGAUGCAGGUGGUAGCCAAUGGUCCCGUGAGCCUUCGCACCAAGAAGCAGAGGAUAGUUGGCAUCAAUGGUAUCUCAUCGACUGAAGAGGAAGGCAACAACAUGGAACGUCCUAUGUCGUGGGAAGGAGAACUGUCCGAUGACGAACUGACGGACAGCAGGAACACUCCUCCUCCACCACAGAUCACGGGUUGUCACAAUGUCUUGACAACUGUCGUCAGCACGACUAGCCUUCCUGGUCGUCUUUUGAGCAGUCCAAUGUGUAUGGACGAAGAACAUCACAACAGCGUGACACGGGUUGUAAAGGUGAGAAGUGAAAAUCUCGAGAAUUUGGAAUUGCGUGAAAACACAAUUACUGUCAGAAACAACAUUGGAAGCUGUGGAUCUAUUUCCUCAAGCUCUGGUCCUCACACAACAAUUAGUCUCAUAAAACCUUCAUCUCCUUCUCCAUAUAAUCUUCCUGUCCAGGCUAACUCUUCUUCUGACCGUCCACCUGCCGCACAUAGUGCUUUUUACGAAUCUCUAGUAAAUCACCAGAACCCUACUUCUUCGAGAAACUUGAUUGGAUAUAGUGGCCCAUACAGUCAAACUCCCAGCCCCAUCCUCACCCGUCCCACCAGCAGCUCUAGUUCCCGUUCUUCCUACUCUCCGAGCCAGAGUCCGUUGAUGGGCAGAUACGUUAGUAGUGCCUCAUCAAUAUACUCGCACACUCAGAGUCCAGUCCUCUCCCGACACACAGCUGGAAACAGUAGCGAUGGAUCAGCAUGUUCCCCCACAGGCAGUCCAUUGCAAAGCCGGCAUAUUACAAUAGAAGGCCCAGUAUUUUCUCCUUCUCAAAGUCCUAACCAGGGUCGAAGAGGCGACUUAGAGUGCUUUUCACCUGCUAGAAGUCCCGGGCAUUUAAGUGGUUCCAACAUAUCUCGCCAUCGGCCUUACAAUGUAUCUGUUUCACCUGGUUUGAUACACAAAGCCAGUUCAAGUACAUCUGACCAAAGCUGCGUGUUAGAGAAUUCCACCGUUCACCCAUCAUAUCAGUAUACAUCCCAAGAACACCUUGGAAUAGAAGCAAGGCUUAAUCAAGUGUCUCCUUUAUCUCAACAUCCAACCCCAGAAGCAAGAUCAACAACAUCUAGUGCCUCAGUUGCCUCUAGUGCCUCUGAUGAAUCUAAUGCGAGCGAUUUUUCAAGUCCAACUCGAAGGCCGUCCAGUGAUAAUCUUGAUGACAGUAGAUUGCAGCUGCUUAGUGAUCUUUCUCAGCCGCCAAACCUCGGCGGUCCACCCGGAAUUUCUCGGCAGCAACUUCUCAGCGGACCUUGUCCGAUUUGUGGCGAUAGAAUAUCUGGAUUCCACUACGGAAUCUUCUCAUGUGAAAGUUGCAAAGGCUUUUUCAAAAGAACUGUUCAGAAUAAGAAGAAUUAUGUUUGUUUACGAGGAGCUAAUUGCCAUGUUUCUAUCAGCACAAGGAAGAAGUGCCCUGCUUGUCGUUUUAAUAAAUGCCUUCGAAUGGGCAUGAAAUUAGAAGCCAUUAGAGAAGAUAGAACAAGAGGUGGGCGUAGUACAUACCAGUGUUCCUACACUUUGCCUACCACUUCGCAAGGAGAUGAACGUGUGCCUUUCACGGGUGAUAUCAGUAUUUCUCCUUCAUUGCUACCCAGUGAUUGUCAUAUAAAACAGGACAUUUCCUCCUCCAGGUCUUCCAAAGAAUCUGCAGGUGCCAAUUCACCUGAUGAACAAAAUCAACCUAUCGUACCACCUCUGAUUCAUGACAUCCUUUCCGUUGAGCAUCUAUGGCACUAUACAGAUAGAGAUUCAUCAAGAUCAUCAAACCAGGGUACAAGCAAAAUACCUGAUGCGGAUCAAGAUUUCUUGAGUAAUCUAUGCAAUAUUGCUGAUAACAGACUGUACAAAAUUGUAAAAUGGUGCAAAAGUUUACCUUUGUUUCGAGAAAUUGGGAUGGAUGAUCAAAUUGCACUCUUGAUCAACUCCUGGUGUGAAUUAUUGUUGUUGAGCUGUUGUUACAGGUCUAUGUCAACUCCUAAUGAAAUUAGAAUAUCUCAUGAGAAAUCUGUCACGGUUUCUCAGGCACAAGCUAUGGGACUGAGCCCUGUGAUAGAGCGAAUGAUAAACCUCACGGAGCACCUCAGGAGAUUACAAGUGGAUCAAUAUGAAUAUGUAUCAUUAAAAGUCAUCAUCCUCUUAACCUCAGAUGCUCAUGGUUUAAAAGAACCUGACAAAGUACGCGCUUGUCAAAAGGAAGUUUUGGAGGCACUACAAAAUUACACUGCUUCACAUUACCCUCAUCAACCCAGUAAAUUUGGAGAACUUUUGCUUCGGCUUCCUGAACUCGAAAGGGCUUGUCAGGUUGGCAAAGACUCUUUGACAACGAAACAAAGAACUGGUGACAUGCCCAGUUUUAACCUUUUGAUGGAACUUCUUCGCGGAGACCAUUGAUCAAUCUAUGCAUCAUUCUCAACUUCUUUUAACCGGUGGCAUACUUAUCAUUUGCUGUUACCCAAAGAGAGUUUGAAAUCGUUCUGCAAAUUUUUGACCCCUUGAAUUUUAUCAGUUUUGUUAUCGCAAUGAUUUGAAGUUGGAAUUUUAGUUGUUAGUUGUGCUGUGA